Messenger RNA from Athalia rosae (coleseed sawfly), 6432 nucleotides. Its product is annotated as 6-phosphofructo-2-kinase/fructose-2,6-bisphosphatase-like. Gene Ontology annotation, biological process: fructose 2,6-bisphosphate metabolic process; fructose metabolic process. Bases 3114 to 4532 code for a protein of 472 amino acids. The transcript is spliced from 6 exons. Gene Ontology annotation, cellular component: cytosol. Lineage: Eukaryota; Metazoa; Arthropoda; Insecta; Hymenoptera; Athaliidae. Gene Ontology annotation, molecular function: 6-phosphofructo-2-kinase activity; fructose-2,6-bisphosphate 2-phosphatase activity; ATP binding. The record is from RefSeq and is a predicted model, not a curated record.
GGAGGAGAAGUAAAAAAAAAGAAAAAAAAAAACUAUAAAAAACGAAGAGGGGAAAGGAAAAAAGAAAAAGACUCCGAGGAACCAGCUGCUCCUAUCGGCGAGUCGCCUUUCGUUAAUGCAACGCGUUCAGGAACGUACCGUUCGAUGAUUUUUCGAAAGACCCGUAGCUUCGUUCGUCUAGGAAUAUUUUCAUCAGCGUUGAAAAUCCCAAGUUUUAUUCUAUUCCGUCGAGUGAAUUACAAGACGUUUUAUGUUAUGUCGCAUUACGAUUGAGAAAUCGAAGGAGAAUUAUCGCGCUUGCGAAACCCCGUUUGACCUGAUCCUUCCUCUUUGAUUCGUUAGAAUGCGAAUAUUAUUGUGUUCUGACGAAGGUGAUCCAACUGCUGAGCUCAGCUCGACUCUACUUCAACGAUAGCGACGAGCUGCGGACUCGGCAAAAAUUAAUUAAAAACCUGCGUCGCAUAUGAGCUGCAGUUGGGUGCAGCGGUUGAUUGUUACAUUAAUCGUGAGAAAGCGAUCGAUUGAAUCGCUAUCGUGGUCAUACUUCGUUAUACACUCGAGGUGUACAUUCGUCGUACUAUCUUUAGAAUUUCGGGGUCUUUGACUGAAAAAAAAAUAGAAGAAAAAUCAACCUUUGAAACACACGUACAACUCCGAGGACGUCAGAGUUCAUAGAUUUUUCGCUGAAGUGAAACUCGAACUUCGUCGUUCGAUUUUAAUUCACCAAACACAGGUGGCGAGAAAAGCUCUUUUACGUCCUCGUUAUUUUUUCCACGUCAUUUUCUGCCCGGCUCAUCCCCGGCUGUGCGGAAUCUUCUCACAUUCGAAUCACGGAGGUGACGCACACGACGACACCGCUUCGUAUACUUGUGUACGUAAUACGAUGCAUGUGUACAGUGGGGCAAAAAGAGAUGGUCAAUCUUCCGCGACAGUCGGAGGCUUGGCCGACGACGAGAGAAUCCUUUGCGACUGCAUCUCCAUCUCGACUUGUUUGUAUAUACGAUCGUCGUCGCGUAGUCGCAACUUUCGGCUGACAAUUUUACCUCGUGGUAUUUUCGAGGCAAUUGAGAUUAUGAAACAGCGAGCGGUCGUCUAGCCUCGACGAUUCUUGUGUCAUAUACAGAUAUGUGUGUGUGUACGCUUAUUUAAUCGGCCUUUCGCGAUAAGCCGCGAGGUCCGAUCGAGUUGAACGAAACGCGCGCGUGGCGGUUUCUCUUUAUUUUUUUUUCAUUUCUCUCUCUCUCGCACGCGUGCGUGAAAUUGCAAAAGUUUUUUUAGACAAUGUGACCGGCACGGACCGCGCCCUCGCCACCGACCAAUCGGAGAACGAUUCUCAAUGCGUUAGACGCACACACCUACACGGGUUUGACAAUGAACGAGUGCAGGCUCGCCUUCGACUCGAGUCGAGCCAACGUAACUCUCGUGGUGUCCGUUUAUAGCAACCUCAAACCAGAAAUGACAUAUAUCUCGCUUGCCUGAUAUGGUUUCCCGCAAUUACAAUGCUAAGAAAUCUGAAUAAAACAAGAAACAAGAAACAUACAUCGUUCUCGAUCACUGUAGUCGACUGAUUUUUUUUCUAUUUUCUCUCGCGUUAUCCUCCAGCCUCUGUCGAUUAAAUUUUGGCCGUAGCUCGUCGAUUUCGUUUUGGAAAUAUACCUUCCCAAGUUUUAAUGCAAACAAAAAAGUUAGGAAAUCGCCAUGUGGUGUCCGUCAAUUUUCGAGACGUACGUCGCGAUAAGCUGUACACGGGCUACCUAGAGUCGAAGAUACGGCCAGUUUUCGAACAUGGCUUAUGCAAUUCCUUGACCAUUUUCAUGCGACGUUGCGAGUCGAUCGAACAAACUUCCGCCUCGACAUGUUCGAUCAUCCGGAUUGCGGAAAUGGAUGUUAGAAAUUGCUCUCCCAGCUUCGUCGAGGUACAGAUAUGAAUCCGAUAUCGCCGGUAUCUUCUUACGUGGCGCGUGGUACGCUCGCUCUUUUGUUCCGAUCAUAUCGAAAGAACAAACUUUUCAGGGAACAAAAAAUAGUAAUUAAGCGUUAAACGACGAUAACGUAAAUCACGCGUCUCCGACGAUUAGUCAUGGAUCCACCAGUUUUUUGUUUCCCGCAUUCUCGAAUCAUCGUACACAAAUAUUUACACCCGAUUAUCCGAAUGACGUUCGAUUGUUUGUAGUUCCCCGCAAUCGUUUUCAUGAAUUUUCGUUUCAACGGUCUACAUUGAACGUGAUUCAAUGUAGACCUCGUCACACAUCCCGAGCCACCUGAACACCUAAACAAAGUCUACAAAGCUGUGUCAACGCCAGUCGCGGACGUAGGUCUAACAAAUCCAUUCCGAUAACUCGGGUGCCUCAUCGAUCGCUCUGUGAAUUCAAAGUCUUCUAACUUCCGAUCGAACUGACAAAUGCUCUACAUCCACGUCUGCAAGUUAUCGAAAAAAGCUCGACACGUCCCACAUAGAACAUCUUUCGAUCCUCUCGUGUUCAAGAGUUCCCGGGGAUCGUCCUUCACCUGUACAAUUCUCCCAACUACCGAUGAGAAAUUCAGAUCGAGCACGUUACCAGAUAAGGGUUGAACGUUCUGCAAAUAUAUCACGUCUCAACUACCUCUCGACGUGGUGUGAGCUAUCGAAACCGACUUUUGCUUACAUAAUCUAGUUUUUCGCAGUUACUUCGUUUUCCGAAUUGUCGGAAAUUUUUUUUCUCUCGAUCAACCCGACGAUAAUAACAGUAAUCGCGAUACGUUCUUCUGUGUACGUCACUCGUUACGUUACCCCGUACUUGUUCGUCCGCGAAUCGCCGACGCGAAAUUGUGCCGUUCGUUACGUCAGGACCCUCGUUUCCAACGAGAUCUAGUCUAAAAGUAUGCUAUAGGUGUGCGUAUCAUAUCUAUAUUUGUACAGAAGUACAAGCUUAUAUCACACACGCGAGUUUGUUCCUAUGGUAUCUUCGUCUAAUUAUAAACUUUGGCAAGGAAAAUUCGUGCAGCAGUUCGCUAGGAUUACUCGAAGGAAUCACAGCUUCUAAAAAUUUUCGUCUCAUCCUUAACACAUUUGGUGCGCGAUAAUUUAAUAACCCGUCGAGUUGUCGUGUGAUCAGGAAAAUUGUACAGAUAGAAUGUGUCAAAAGGAAAAUACGCAAGACACCGUUGUCAGAAAUGGCAACAAGUCAAAACCUCCCCGAAGAUUUGCCGGGGUGGUCGUCGCGAUGGCUGGUCUUCCUGCCAGGGGUAAAACUCAGGUGGCCCACUGUCUUGCAAGGAGGUUAAACUGGAACGGCGAGUCUGCAAAAGUUAUGCGAGUCAGCGUGUAUCGUCAGAAACGAUUGGAUAUGUACGCAUCUCAUGAACUCUUCAGACCGGAUCACGCUGCAAACGUAGCUCUUCGUUCUUUGGCCCAAAAAGAUGCCAUGCGUGACUGCGCCUCGUGGCUGGCUUCGGGAAACAGCGUCGCUAUCUUGGACGCGACUUUGGUGACUCGCGAACAACGUGCGGAGGUCUUCGAUUACUUUUCCGGUCAGCUUGGUUACCGAGUACUUUUCAUCGAGUGCGUCUGUUCGGAUGCCGCAAUCUUGGAUCAAAACUAUCAGGAGAUCCUCGCGCACAGCGCGGAUUACAAGAACAUGGACAAGGCCACAGCAGUGGAGGACUUGCGCCUCAAAGUCGCCCAUUACAAACAGGCCUACGAACCAAUGGAAGAAAAAUCCUGGCCAAGGAUCACCGUCGAUACGGGAACCAUGGAGAUCAAGGCGCACAGAGUCAGCGGACACGUCGAAACGAAGAUCUUGGGGUACCUUGGAAGCGUCAGAGUUCAGCCUCACACUUUGUACUUCUCCAGGCAUGGUGAGAGCGAGUACAACGUCCUCGGUAAAAUCGGUGGGGACGCGGUUUUGAGCGCUCGUGGCGAACGAUACGCUCAGGCGUUGGCGUCCCGCAUAAACAGCCUUCAUAUACCAGAUCUUCGCGUGCUGACCAGCCGACUUCGAAGGACCAUCGCAACAGCUCGAGGCGUUGAAGCUCCCCAAGAACACGUUGCCGAACUCAACGAGCUCGACGCUGGUGUAUGCGAAGGACUUUCGUACGAGGAAAUGCAGGAACAAUAUCCUCAGGAGUUUGCGUGGCGUGACCAGGAUAAGCUCCGUUACAGAUAUCCAUGGGGCGAGAGCUACCUGGAUAUAAUGCAGCGGGUUGAACCAGUUUUAUCCGACCUUCAGCAGGCUACGAAUAUGUUGGUAGUAUCCCACCAGGCAGUUUUGCGUUGCAUUAUCGGUUACUUUAUGGAUAAAAAACCGGAGGAAUUACCCUACAUGGAGGUACCUCUGCACACCAUCAUUAAAAUCACGAGUCGUGGUUACAACUAUGAAUUGGAAUUCUUCAAACUUCCCAUCGAGUGCGUUAACACGACCAGAGUGAAGCCAAAAAAUUGCAGCGUCAACAGAACCGCUGACGAUGCUUUACUUACGGUACCGGCUCACUUCGACAAUCCAGAUCCUUGGAGGAAUCCAUCCACUGGACCAACUCUCGUACAACAGCACUGAGAGGAGGAGAAUAUUUUUGAAUACGGUAUCGGCGCUCAGGACUCAUAUUGAAUUAACGUUGAUUGAGUUUUGGCGAAUUUCUGACACGAGUUUCACAAAUGAACGUGGAUCAGAAGCUAUAUCAUUUUUGGAAUAGUAUUAAAACUCGUUGAAAAUAUUUUACAAGGUUCAUCCUUUUAUAGAAACCAUAUCGCGAGACGGUGAUUGGACUAGCCAGAUUACCAGGGUAAACGAUAGCGAGUAAUAUUAUUCAAAUAUUUAACCAAAAUUUCAUGAUUCUUAUCGUAUUCGAAAAUUGGAAACUUUGCGAAUGUUGAAAUUAAAUUAUGAAAUUGGGCUAACUGGGACUAAAAAGAUCGUUAGCUCUAUCAAUUUUCAUGGAAAAACUAUAGUUUUCGAGGCUCUGAAGUUGAGGAAUGAAAUUUUUUUUUUUUUGUUUUACUGUGAUUCAAUGGAAAAGACAGAUCCAGACGCGCGUUAAUCGAAGGUAGCAAAUAGACUGGACGAGCAUUAAUGACUGCGCUUGAAUAAAUCGAAAAAAAAAAAAAAAGAAAAAUUAAGUCGGAAUACCAAAAACUGCGCGAAGGUCGCAGCAUUCGGGUUUUUUUUUUUUUUUUCAAUGGAUCGAGUGUCUAUAUGUCGGGACUUGUUUUGCCGCGAGCUACGAAACGGAAAAGGUAGCGUAUAGUUUUUAUGUACAAAUUGAAUUGAAGAUAUUUUCAAAUAUAUGAUAAUCGUUGAUCACUCGAACGGCAGUAUUUCGGUGCCCACUGCCUGAGCCCUCUACAUUUUUCAGUAUAUGGUACUUAGAAUGUCGCUGUUUUAAUUUAUACAAAUACAUAGGUAUAUAUUAUUUCAUAGAUUGUAUUUUAAUAUUAAAUCUGACGGCAAAGAAGAAACAGAAAGAAACAACUGAUCUUAUUGUAACAAAGUUUAACGUAACAAUUAUCUGAAAAAAUAAUUAUAUCGAAGUGUACACGGAUUUACACAAUUUAGAUUCAGACAGGGGAUGCUAUAUACGAGUCCCAGGUUCACGAAACAGCCUAUACAAAGAAAAAUAUUAGCGUAGUGCAUAGAUAUUAUGUGUAUUCAAGCCGGGAGAUAUGCGAUGUGUAUUACCUGAUAAUACGAUUGUUUGUUGAAAAUUUCUCUACUUUGGCAUAAAUUUGUAGAAAUUAUACAGUCGAUGACCGACUCGUUACACGCGAUUAUUAUUCGAUUGAUGGAAGAAUUGUAUUUUUCUGCAAAGUGCAAAAAAUCAUCAAUAGAUAUAUAUAUAUAUAUUUUUUUUUUUUUAGAAAAUAUAUACAUACCUACUUACAUAGAACGCUAUACUAUUACGUCUAUUAAGAAUAAUAAGCAGCCUGCUGAGUGCGUAAUAGUAUGUGAAUUCGUUAGCCUAUAGAUUACAUCUUCGUAUAAUAUUAAAUCUGAUACACGCGUACUAUGCACAUAAUUAAUAUGCAUAUUUUACGAAAAGAUGGAUAUAGAGAGUAGUGAAAAGUUAUUAUUAUGAUGAGAUAAAAUUGUUGAUUACGUUAUAAGAUAUUUAGCUAACAGUUUAACGUUAGUGAAUAAUAAUAAAGAUGAAAAAAAAUUUCCGUUGACUUCAACUGUUAUAUGUAUUUUGAUGUGAAGUUUAACGCAAAUUUUAUGACUAGAAAUAUGUCAUCGGAAUUAUGGAGGGAAGAGGUCGACGUUAGUCAUCGCGAUCAACGGUGAUCGAGGCAAUGAUGGAAAAUGAAGUGAAGUUAAGAAAUAAUGAAAAAUUAUUCGUGCUGUGCAUAGCUGUCAUAAUAACGAGGUAACAUAUUAUCAUGGCUACCUUUAUCAUUUUAAAUGUAAUAUUUUUUAUCACAUAACGUUGAAUACCAAUAAACAUUUUCUUUUUUUACGAUGA